AUGGAAGCAGCAGCAAGCAUAGUUUUAUCCCCUGCUUUGCAAGUGAUCUUUGACAGAUUGGCAUCCCCAACCCUACAAAAGCUUUCUGAUAUGUGGGGUGUCAAGGACAACCGCCACAAGCUACAACUUGCCUUAAAGAAGGUUCAAGCCAUUCUUCAAGAUGCAGAGGAGCAACAAUUAAUCAACAAAUCUGUCAGGCUUUGGUUGUCAAAUCUCAAGAAUGCUGCUUCUGUUGCUGAGGACCUUCUGGACUCGUUUAUCGCUCAAGAAAAUAUAGAAGGCUCUUUGAGGAGUGCUCGUAGAGAUUUCACUAGUAUCAGUUCUUAUGUUACAGAAGGCUAUGAUGCUGAAAGAAUUAGAGAGGCACUCCGCAAGCUAGAAAUGACGGUACAUGACGGGCUCUUUGAAUUUAAUUUUAGAGAGCCUCGUAUAGUAGAUCGACGAUCUACCAAAAGGGAGACUGUCUCUCGUGUGGUCGACUCAAAGAUAUAUGGAAGAGAUGAUGACAAAGAGAAGUUAGUCAAACUGUUACUAUCUUCUGAAACUUCCGAGGAUGGAUAUGCAACCUGUAUUCCAAUAAUUGGUAUUGGAGGAAUUGGCAAGACCACUCUUACUCAGUUGGCAUAUAACGACGAGAGGGUACUCCAACACUUCGACUCUAGAAUCUGGAUUUUUGUUUCUGAGGAAUUCAAUGUCAAGAAGAUUAUGAAGGCAGCCAUUGAGAGUGCAAUAGGAGUUGAAUGCAACUUGUCGGAGAUUGAACUACUUCAGUCUCGGCUUUCACAAUUGCUGCAGAAGAAAAGAUAUCUGAUUGUGUUAGAUGAUAUUUGGACUGAAGACCAGGAUGAUUGGGACAAACUAAGACCUUUGUUUAGUGGGGGUCUUGAUGGAUGCAAAAUCAUUGUCACUACCCGCAGUAAAAAAAUUCCAUUCAUGAUGGAUUUCCCAAAUUCACCAUUUUUUUUGAACGGUUUGAAGGAUGACGAUUGCUGGUCUUGUUCAAGCACCGGGCAUUUGGACGAGGAGAAGAAGAGAAGUAUCCAACUCUUUCGCGGAUUGGAAAGCAGAUUGUCAAAAAAUGUGGAGGUGUGCCUCUCGCAGCAAAAAGUUUGGGAAGUUCAAUGCGUUUGA
Prunus armeniaca (apricot) is the source of this 1131-nucleotide messenger RNA. NCBI's taxonomy places the organism in Eukaryota, Viridiplantae, Streptophyta, Magnoliopsida, Rosales, Rosaceae. The record is from the annotation of a GenBank genome assembly.